This is a messenger RNA of Penicillium subrubescens, 234 nucleotides long. RefSeq names its product hypervirulence associated TUDOR domain-containing protein. The record is from RefSeq and is a predicted model, not a curated record. The coding region runs from base 1 to 234 and encodes 77 amino acids. The transcript has 3 exons. NCBI's taxonomy places the organism in Eukaryota, Fungi, Ascomycota, Eurotiomycetes, Eurotiales, Aspergillaceae.
AUGGUCGCCCAUAUUGUUGAUAAAUAUGGCAAUGCCAUUCAAGAAGGAGAUUACGUCUUCACCAAGAUUCGUGGCGGAUCCCACGAAGGCAAGGUACAAGAAAUUGUUACAGACGAGCAACGGGCGGAAGAGAAAUCAGUGAAGCAUCCUCCCAAGGUAUUGCUAUACAACAAAGAUGGUAGGAUGGUUGCACAUAACUCAGGUACACUAGAGAUACGAAACGGCUCUACUUGA